This is a messenger RNA of Camelina sativa (false flax), 573 nucleotides long. NCBI's taxonomy places the organism in Eukaryota, Viridiplantae, Streptophyta, Magnoliopsida, Brassicales, Brassicaceae. The record is from RefSeq and is a predicted model, not a curated record.
AUGGCUUUUCCUUGCGUUAAAAGAAUCGUACUUUCAGUUCUCCCUCUUCUCCUUCUUUUAUCAGUUAGUCCUGUAUCUUCAUCUUUGUCUCCGAGUGACAAAGUCACAAAAGACUUACUCUACCAACUCUGCUCACAACCAGCAAUUUUUAACCACUUCUGCAUCAUUUGGCUUACCAAUGAUCCAACAACGUUCACCCUCAACUUUUAUGGUCUUCUCGGUUUGGUCAUCCAAAAGACGCAAUUGUAUGGCUAUAAGAACCUAGCGAUGAUGAAAAGCUUAGUAAGAACCACGACUGAUCCGAUGCUCAAGAUACCGUAUGGGUCGUGCGUAACAUAUUAUGAGUCAGCCAUUAAAUCGAUGGAGGAAGCUAUAAAGUUUGCUAUCUUGAAGAAGUACGAGUUAACAUCUCAUGCGGCUGGGAAAGCCUUUUCUAGUAUAAAUGCGUGUGAAGCUGAACUUGCAGGACGUAAUACUGUGCCGUCUGAUGUUCCAUUACGUAAUCUCCAGUUUAAAAGAAUGUGUAACAUUGUUAGAGUUUUCUCUGACGUUUUGACGGCAAAAAAUUAUUAA